CAGCAUGGUCCUGGUGCACGUCGGAUACCUGGUGCUGCCCGUCUUCGGCUCCGUGCGCAACAGAGGUGCUCCCUUUCAAAGGUCUCAGCAUCCCCAUGCUACCUCCUGCCGGCAUUUCCACCUGGGUCCCCAGCCUCAGCUCUCCGCCGACUUCACCCUGCCUCACGCGGUGCAGCCCCAGCCGGGGCUGACCCCUCACAUGGCCCCUGCACACCAGCACAGUGGCCCCCUGCACCAGCCCCUGGCCCCAGUGCCACCCCUGCCCUUCCAGGACGUCGCUGGACCCUCCUUCCUACCUCAGGCGCUACACCAGCAAUACCUCCUCCAGCAGCAGCUCCUCGAGGCACAGCACCGCCGGCUCAUGCCCCAUCCCAGGCGGGCUCAAGAGCGCAUGUCUGUCCAGCCUCACCGCCUACACCCCAGCUUCGACUUCAGCCACCAACUGCAGACUCCACAACCCAUGGGGCCCCAGCCCAGGUAUUUAGCAGAAGGCACGGACUGGGACCUCAGUGUCGAUGCGGGACUGACUCACGCCCAGUUCCAGGUCCGUCCCGUCCCUCAGCCAUAUCAGCAUUACUUAGCCACACCUCGGAUGCACCAUUUCCCCAGAAGCACAUCCUCAACGCAGAUGGUUGUUCAUGAAAUCAGAAAUUACCCUUACCCUCAACUUCAGUUGCUUGCUCUUCAGGGGCUGAACCCAAGCAGGCACACAUCUGCUGUGCGGGAGAGCUAUGAAGAGCUGCUGCAGCUGGAGGACAGGCUGGGCAGUGUGAGCCGGGGCGCCGUCCAGAACACCAUUGAGAGAUUCACCUUCCCCCACAAGUACAAGAAGGCUAGGAAGCUGCGGGCCAAAUUUUCAAAGGGGUCUCAACCUUCUCCCACCCAGCGGGUGCAAUUUCCCCCCUGUCCGCACCUGAGAAGACCACAGGAAGGCAAAGCUGAGCAAGACGAUGGAGAGGAGUCAGACACCGAUGAGAAGUGCACAAUCUGUCUGUCCAUGCUUGAAGACGGAGAAGACGUCAGGCGGUUGCCUUGUAUGCAUCUCUUCCACCAAGUGUGCGUGGACCAGUGGCUGGCCACCAGCAAGAAGUGCCCGAUCUGCAGGGUGGACAUUGAAACACAGCUCGGCUCAGACAGCUGAAAGGACUGGCUGGACACACCAUUUUCCUUACCAGGUCGUAUGGCCAUAGACCCUUGCAGCAAAAUUUUUGCCUUCUGAGCCAUUUGAUUGAGAGGGGAAGUCUGCAGGCACGUUAGUGAGGAGGAGGAGGAGGUGGUGGUACAAUAUCUAGCAGUAGGAGAUAUUGCACAUACGCAGGAUACAGGCCCAGUGAAAGGGAGCUGGCAUUCCCGGAGCUCAGAGACCCCGUGCUGCAGAAGAUUUAGUGUUGAAUAUGAAGGAACUAGUUGUGGUAGCCUGGCCUGUCAAUCCUGCACUUCAUGGGGAUUGUAUAUAUACCUCUUGAAUAUGUAGAAACAUGUUAGGGGUCCUUUAGCUAUUUCUAUGGAUGGCAGCUGGAGCAUGUUAGCUUAAGAAAUGUUGUGUUUGAUGCCCUACUCAUCUUGUGGUGGACAUGUUGCUGUUACCUAUUUUGCACCAAAUAUUUUUUCAUAGAUUCCUUAUUUUGGUGCCUGAUUAAUACAUUGCAGAGGGGGAAUAAAGAGGUCAAACUUUCCCACCCUUGGGGUGGGGGAAGAGGAGAAAAAGCAAAAUCCUGUUUACAGUCAGAAGGGUUUGCGCUCUUUGCCUCAGCCGCGUGUGCUUCUUUCCCUUGCAUUUACAGUGUGUUGCAAAUUUAGAGAAGCUUAAAGAAAUAAAAAUUGGGGAUAAAACGAGCGAAGCAAUAGGGAGAAGCUUCGUUCCUGCUUGUCUGCUGGUGCUGGACACUUUCUGUAGGGGCAUAAUAUUGGACUAGAUGCUGUUUCUUUGCUUUCUGUAUCUUUAACAAAGUAGCUUGUCAUAUCAAAAUCCAAGGAAGAUCUGUCUAUUUGAUUGCCAUUGUCUGUGAUGCUUUCUCCUGUGAGCUGUGUGACUGGUUGGCUUCACCAGCUCCAAAGUGAUGGUUACUGGAGUGGGUGCCUACAGCUGUGCUUUGGGGUAUAAUAACACCAGAGAAGUGCUGAGAGGUGCAAAACAUCGACUCUUCUUCCAUGCAAAGGCAUCUCUGAUAACAGGGCAGAAGAAAACUCGAUGCUCUCAAGGCACUGCUGAGACCAUGAGCACUUGGGCGUGGGAGGGGGAGGGAGGUUGGAAGUGGGGUUGCUGCUUUUUUGGAGGUUUGCUGCUGGGUUGUGACCUGCCUCAAAGAAUGUGUACCUGCACCCGUGUGAGCUUGUGUACAUGUUUCAGGCUGUAUCCACACGGAGUAAUCAGUGGUUGUUAAAACACAACUUAAUCACAUUAACACUCAAAACAGAAUUAAGAGGCAAUACCCGAAGGAGCGAGCUGUUGUGAUCCACGCUCCCCCUGAAAAAAAACACCUCAGCAUGCCAACCACAGGGACCGAGUGGAAAACCCUCCGGAAAACCGACAUUCACAACCAAAACAUUCUUUUUCUUUCCUUUUUUUUUUUUUUUUUUUUUUUUUUUAAAUUUCGUACUAGGGGAGUGAAAGAGCUGCAGAGGAGCAGCAGGGGAAUUAGUCAGGAACAUUAUGUAUUGAAAUUUCUGAUGUGGUGGGAAUGAUUUCUGGCUCCCCUGAGCAUCCGUUUCGCUGGAGCCAAGUGAUGCUCUCCAAGUAGAAUCAAUCAUAAACCACUAUCUGAGAAAUCGGAAGAUUCCCAUGAGCUGUAAUUGGAAAACACCAACCUCAGAGGCACCACAGAGACUUCUUUUUUUUUCCCAAAGGGAGAGGGGAGAGAAAGAGGGAAUCCCCACAGACGUGCAGGUGCAGGAGCCUCUCUCUUCAUGUGUCCGUGUAGGUAGGAGGGAGGGGAGUGGGACACUUGGUAGGGAAAACAAAAGGAAAAAAUUUUUGGCUG
Messenger RNA from Chiroxiphia lanceolata (lance-tailed manakin), 2981 nucleotides. RefSeq names its product ring finger protein 165 (gene ARK2C). Bases 5 to 1141 code for a protein of 378 amino acids. Gene Ontology annotation, molecular function: zinc ion binding; ubiquitin protein ligase activity. The transcript has 9 exons. Gene Ontology annotation, biological process: motor neuron axon guidance; positive regulation of BMP signaling pathway. NCBI's taxonomy places the organism in Eukaryota, Metazoa, Chordata, Aves, Passeriformes, Pipridae. The record is from RefSeq and is a predicted model, not a curated record.